AUGAGACGACUGGAAGGAUUCCCAUCCACAUGUCUGAAGAAGAUCAGUAAGGUCACAGAUCUGUUCGUUCUGGAUGAUAGAGGAAUAUUGUAUAGACUUCCACACUCUAUUCGCGGAAGCCGACGAGACGUUGUGGAUAAUCUGAGAUUGGUUGUCCCAAGUUCACUUCGGGAAGACAUGUUGCACCAUGCGCAUGAAGAUUUUCAAGGUAGACAUCAUGGGAUAAGCCGGACUCAUGAGAAGCUACGUACCGAAUUCUACUGGCCCGGUAUGUACACGGACGUCCAACAUUUUGUGAAGGAAUGUCCAGUGGAAAAGGAGGCCUCCCUAAUGCUGGACCUUCGCCAGGGAAUAUUGAACCACGUUUUCGUGACUCACAUGCCAGAGUCGGCCAGAGGGAACACUAUCGUUCUGCUGUUUCAAUAUAUGUUUUCAGGGUAUGUGAUGUGUAAAUCCAUAUCGGCUACUAUCGCUCAAGAUGUCGCUAAGGCUUAUGAGGAACAAGUGUUCCAGAGAUUCGGGGCGUCUUCCAUGAUACGGCACGAUCAGGACCCGCGGUUCAUGAGUGAAGUGUUCACAAGGUUCCGAGAACUCUUAGGUAGGCGACAACGUGCUAUACUCGGAUACCGCCCACAAGCGAAUGUGCAGCAGGAGAGAUCUGUACAAACGGUCAUUCGGAGUGUUCGAGCACACGUCGCCGAGAUGGAUCAGUCCGACUAG
Messenger RNA from Phytophthora megakarya, 720 nucleotides. The record is from the annotation of a GenBank genome assembly. Lineage: Eukaryota; Oomycota; Peronosporomycetes; Peronosporales; Peronosporaceae.